Molecule: messenger RNA, 2245 nt
Organism: Lepidothrix coronata (blue-crowned manakin)
Lineage: Eukaryota; Metazoa; Chordata; Aves; Passeriformes; Pipridae
Gene: COMT
Product: catechol-O-methyltransferase
Exons: 5
Coding region: 312-1328 (338 amino acids)
Biological process (GO): dopamine metabolic process; developmental process; catecholamine catabolic process
Cellular component (GO): axon; membrane; dendrite
Molecular function (GO): magnesium ion binding; catechol O-methyltransferase activity
Source: RefSeq, a predicted model, not a curated record
UCCCGUCCCUGGGCCACAUGGCAGCUGCUGAUUAACCCAGACCUGCUCCGGACGGGAGUUAUUAAUGCCUGUAAUGUCUUCUGACAGCCCCAGCUAACAGGCCUCAAAGCAGGCAUCGAUCAAAACAAAUCAAGGGGACGCGGUUUUUCUCGUUCAGGGGCGCUCUCUGUUGGCCUUCAGUGAAGCAGAGUGCGGAGCCUGCCUGCUGCUCUCGGUGCUGGGUUGGGCGCGUUAAAUGCCACCACAGCCAAACCCGAGUUUGGGACAAGAGAAUCUGCCGCUUUUUCUGCAGAAAAAGGGGUUUAGAAGUCAUGGAUCAGUCUCUGGAGCAGGAGCCCGGCUCACAAGAGGGCAGCAUCCAACCAUUUUGUUUCAGACACCAUCAAUCCUCUGCUCCACAGCUGAAGAGAAAUGGCAAGAAAUUAAAAUAUGCGAAAGAAAGUUUUGUAGAACUGACAUCACCUCCAGCGCAGUCCGAUUAUUUUUGUUCACUCCGUCAAUGUUUGAAAAUACUUGAAAUAGGAAUUUCUAUCGCUUUGAUGCUGGAGAGCUCUUCAGCCCCUUUGUUCAUUGUCUUCAUCCUGCUUUUCAUUUUGCUGCUCUUUGUGGUGCUCAUCAGGAAAAACGGCACUGCCGCCCUUAUCUGGAAUGAAAUAAUCCGGGAGAAAGUCACCAAUUUCAUCAUGAACCAGAGCAAAGAACAGAGGAUUUUAAAUUUCGUGCUGCAGAACGCGGUGCGAGGAGACCCCCGGAGCGUGGUGGACACCAUAGACAAAUACUGCUCCCAGAAGGAGUGGGCCAUGAACGUGGGCAAUGAGAAAGGUUUGAUUUUAGACAAGACAGUGGAAGAGGUGAACCCCUCGGUUGCCCUGGAGCUGGGCUCGUACUGUGGCUACUCAGCAGUGAGGAUUGCCCGGCUCCUCAAGGCAGGGGCUCGUCUGCUCACUGUGGAGUUCAACCCAGAGUUUGCUGCCAUAGCCAGACAGAUGAUUGAGUUUGCUGGAGUACAAGACAAGGUUAAACUCCUAGAAGGCCCUUCACAGGAAAUUAUCCCCCAGCUGAAAAAAAAAUAUGAAGUAGAUACUUUGGAUUUUGUGUUCCUGGACCACUGGAAAGACAGAUACACACCAGACACCAUCCUGCUUCAGGAAUGCAACCUGCUGAGGAAGGGCUCAGUUCUCCUGGCUGACAAUGUCAUUUUCCCAGGAGCUCCAGAUUUCCUGACCUACGUCCGCAAGAGCCCCCAUUUCCAGUGCACUAACUAUCCAUCCCAUCUGGAAUACAUGCAAGUGGAAGAUGCUAUGGAAAAGGCUGUGUUUUUGGGAUAAAGAGAGCCAUUGAUACUCAACCUUUGUUUCAAAUGAUGUAAAUGCAGCUGCACAGGUUAACUUGUCCAUGCUCUAAUUUUUGGGGAGGGUUUUUUAAUUACUUUUAUUUUGAAGCCUGUAAUUAAAGCAAGUGCUAGUGGAGAUCUUUUUAGACUAGGUGGAAACCAAGACUGGGAGUGAGCAGGGUAACUGCUCUGUGCCAUUGUUCCACAUAAUUCAGCAAACCCAAGGUGAUGCACAUUGCCUUGCCUUGACCAAGACAUCAUCUAACAACAGAGUCUGUUAUUUUGAGCUCAAAGCUGAACAACCACAGUUUGGGCUUAGGGCAAGGUGGAGAAAUACACUGCAACUUCUGAAGACUUGUGUCCCCAAGCUGAACUCAUUAAUGGCUCUCAAGAGUAGAAAAAAGCAGGCAUGUUGCUAAAAAAGACCAUUUCAGGUGCCGUAAUUUUGCUCAGUUACUAUCAUGCCACCUUAAUGCAGUGAAGGUCCUAUAGUGAUAUCAGAUACUUUUUUGCAUAUUUACUGCAAAAGUUAAUAAUCUCUAUGUGAGAGAAAAGAGCACACACACUGAAAGAUGAAAGACCCAUGCAGUGAUGAGAAAAACAAAACAGAAUUUUGCAAAAUACAAACAAAUAAAAUUAUUAACCUGCCCAUGGAAAUGGAGGGAACACUGAAGUAGUAAACAGAUUAAAAUAAACACAGUAACAGACAGAGAACAAAAGGAGCAGACUCCUCCCAAAAGCAUACAAAACUGUGUAAUAUUUGACCUUGAGAAAAUGCUGUUUAUCUCCUCGUUAUACUGUAUAUACAUAGGAUGUGAUUUUUAGGGGCAGGGCAAGCUGCUUACUCUGAAGUGCUGUGUUAUGUUUAAGGCACUGUAUAAAAAUAAAGCCAAGAGAGAAUGGUUUCCCCAG